AUGUUUCUGGCGCUUCGAGACAGUAGAAUAAAGGAUCAGUUGUUGAAUGCGGAUACAUUUGGUAUGGAAUCCGAUCGUACGCCUCCUCUGAUUGUUACCACACCAGUGACACCUGAGAAUCGAGAUUACAAACCACCAACAACUUAUGCGGAACGUCGAGAGUACUACCGAAUGCACCCGAAUGAUGCGCGUCCUUAUAUUCCUGGGGUUCCUGAACAGACGCCCUCAGCAGAACCGGAACCGAAGCUGGAGCAACGGCAUCCAUCCUUUUUCACUGAGGAUCGCCCCUCCGGAUCUUAUCAGUUCGAUGAUAUUUAUGCACCUCGAGAUUAG
Messenger RNA from Opisthorchis viverrini, 333 nucleotides. RefSeq lists its product as hypothetical. The coding region runs from base 1 to 333 and encodes 110 amino acids. The transcript has a single exon. The record is from RefSeq and is a predicted model, not a curated record. NCBI's taxonomy places the organism in Eukaryota, Metazoa, Platyhelminthes, Trematoda, Opisthorchiida, Opisthorchiidae.